Molecule: messenger RNA, 860 nt
Organism: Bubalus bubalis (water buffalo)
Lineage: Eukaryota; Metazoa; Chordata; Mammalia; Artiodactyla; Bovidae
Gene: NCR2
Product: natural cytotoxicity triggering receptor 2
Cellular component (GO): cell surface
Molecular function (GO): signaling receptor activity
Source: RefSeq, a predicted model, not a curated record
AUGCCGGUGCCAUGGAAUUCUGUCUCCUGUCCCGUCAGUGGGCCCGACUUAGCUGAGAGUCAGUGGGAGCUCUCAAAGGGUCAGCACCCUCAAAAAGUAUCAGGGCAGGCCCUCUUGGUGAGGUGCCAAUACCCGCACAAGGCCAGGCCCUACAAGAUGAAGGGCUUAUGUAAGGUGUCCAUGCUCGUGUGCACCAGGCUGGUCACUAGCUCUGUGCCCAGGGCUCUUGGUUCUCCAUCUGAGACAACCCGAGCUCCAGCUUCUUGUCAAUGUGGAGCCCUAUACCAAGGUCACAAAGCACCAGUCACCAUGACUGGUCUGAGGGAGGAAGACUCGGGCCACUACUGGUAUCGCAUCUACCACGCUUCCGGCCGCUCUGUCUCCAAGUCCGUGCAGUUCUGUCCGGGGGUAUCACUAAGUGAGCCCCUUCCCUGGGAUCCCCUCGCUCCCUUUUGGUGCCUCCUGAUUACCGAGGCAUGGAAGCCAGGCUGCCCUCCCCUAGCCGGGUCAACUGGGGAGGUUGUAGGGAACACGUGCCCUGGGGACUCUCAUGUGCACGCGGGCACACACACACACACACACCCACUUCACACACUGUCCCCAUGGUUUACAAGCCUUCUCAAAGAUGCUCAAACAGAGCCAAACACUCAUCGUUAUGCAAUUCACAGUUUUUACCACUUUGGCAAAGACCCUGUUCAGUUGUGCUGAUGAUUUUUUUCAUAGUAGGACUUUCUCGAUGAAGGAAACAGUGCAUUGCAUUACACUGUGUCCCAAAGCUCCUUAAUCUGAAUGUUGAUUCCGGGAUGUUUUCCUGUUAACAGCAGCCACAGCCAUCAGAUCAUACUCCCACAUAAAACUUA